AUGUCUCGAAUCGAAAAUGUCGAAGAUCCGCAGUUACGCAACUUCAUGCUAACGACGAUGAAAAACUAUAAGGAAAAUCGUUACAUCAGACGCCUGGAUGAUAGUGAGUUGGCGCGUAAAGAUAUAACAUGGUUUCUUCCUAUCUUUACCGUCACCAACCCUAACAAGAAGAAGACACGUUUAGUGUGGGACGCCGCAGCGAAGAUCCAAGGAGUGUCUCUAAACGACUGCCUGCUAAAAGGUCCUGACACACUUGCAUCAUUGAUGGGCAUUCUAAUACGCUUCAGAGAACGCCCAAUUGCUAUUUCGGGAGACAUACGCGAAAUGUUCCACCAAGUGAGGGUGCGACCAGAGGAUCAGGCAGCUCAGAGAUUCCUCUGGCGUGAUGGAAACUCGCAACGGCCACCGGAGGUAUACGUCAUGCAAGUUAUGACUUUUGGAGCAUCGUGUUCACCUUCCUUGGCGAGUUACGUUUUGAAACGCAAUGCUCAACGAUAUGAAGCUGAAUAUCCCGAGGCCGUAAAAGCCAUUUGCGGCAACACUUUCGUCGAUGACUGGCUUCAGUCUGUGGACUCAGUAGCUGAGAUGACAAAGCUAGCCCAGGCUGUAAAACUAAUUCAUGCUGAUGGAGGAUUUGACAUGCGACACUGGACAUCAAUUCUCAAGCAAUGUUGGUCGGAAAAGGUUCUGGGCAUGUGGUGGCAACCUGGAGAAGAUUGUCUAACGUUUAUGGUGAAGCCAGAUACGAUCGCAAAGGCUCUGCAUGGUCGGCCAACUAAACGCCGCGUCCUGAGCAUGAUUAUGACCAUAUUCGACCCCUUGGAAUUGUUGGAUUUUUCAACAUACGCGCAAAAAUCAUUCUGCAAAAUAUAUGGAGGUGGAGUCGGAUGGGAUGAGCCGCUCAAAGAAGAAGACGAGGCAGACUGGCGUCGUUGGUUGGAUUUGGUGCCAACGUUAAACAAUCUGCGUAUAGCCCGAUGUUUGAAAGGAGUUAGUGCAGCUAGAUGUCUGGAAAUGCAUACAUUUGUAGACGCAAGUGUUAAUGCAUACGCUGCCGUCGUAUACAUCCGAGCUGAAGUAGACGAUCAAGUUCAUUGCAGCCUUGUAGCGUCGAAAACAAGGGUUUGCUCCAUUGAAACCAAUUUCGAUACCUCGCAUGGAACUCAUGGCAGCUGUUUUGGGGCUGAGGUUGGCCAGAUGUAUCGAGUCUGA
This is a messenger RNA of Drosophila nasuta, 1212 nucleotides long. RefSeq lists its product as uncharacterized. Lineage: Eukaryota; Metazoa; Arthropoda; Insecta; Diptera; Drosophilidae. The coding region runs from base 1 to 1212 and encodes 403 amino acids. The transcript has 2 exons. The record is from RefSeq and is a predicted model, not a curated record.